UGGCACACGCGCUGUUGUUGUGAUUGGCAGGCAGGAGUCAUGUUGAAGUUUCGUUUUCCCUUCAGCCCUCACAAACAUGUUUUGAGAGAUUGAACAAGGAUGUCCGAAAUACUGCUGAAAGAAAUGGAGAGUGUAUCGCUGAGUCGAGUGAAGCCAGAGAAACGUCCCGACGGUGUGAGGAGCUUCCUGUUGGUGGACGAGCAGGAAAACCUGCAGGUCCGCGAUGAGUCCGAGUUUUUGGACAGCCUCGGCUGUACGGAUGUGGCGGGCGUGAAGGUCAUCUCCAUCUUUGGCAACACUGGUGACGGCAAGUCCCACACACUCAACCACAUCCUAUUUGGCGGCGAGAGUGUGUUCUUCACCUCCAAGUCUCCCAGCUCCUGUACGGUGGGAGUGUGGGCCGCUUACAACCCUUCCCUCAGCCUGGUCGCCCUGGAUACAGAAGGCCUCUUGGGAGCCGCGGCGAAUCAGAACCAGAGAAUGCGGCUGCUGCUGAAGGUACUGGCGGUGUCCGAUAUAGUAGUCUAUCGUACACGUGCAGAGCGCCUCCACAAUGACAUGUUCCAGUUUCUGAGCAGUGCCUCAGGCGCCUACCUGAAGCACUUCACCCCGGAGCUGAGGGCCCUGUCCAGUCGGUGCGGUCUGGACGUGCCCCUCUCCUCUCUGGGCCCGGCCGUCAUCGUCUUCCAGGAAACAACGCACACACAACUGCUGGGUCACGAUUCGAAGGUGGCCGGCUAUGCUGACACGCUCCUCCAGAAGCGCUUUCACGACCUCGGUUUGGGGACCGAGGCCUUCAGCUCGGUGCAGUGUGGUACCCAGACCAUCACACCUCCCACUGACUACAGCAAGCUGCUGGAGGCCGUCAGGCAGCAAGUGAAGAACACUCACACACGAUCCCCCCGUCAGCCUGGGAUAGUGUUUCACGCCCUGGAAGCUCUGAGUGAGCGUUUCUGUGGGGAACUAUCAGACGAAAAGAUGACACUGUACUCCUUCUUCCCCGACGAGUACUUCACCUGCUCCGCUGUCUGCCUCAGCUGCAACAUUCGCUGUAAAAAUGGAAUGAACCAUCUGAGAGACAGGGUCCCCCACAUGGCAGAUGGCCUGUGCCAAUAUGCACACCAGUACAACAACAAGGUCCUCAUCUGUAAGAGGUGCUAUGAAGGAGGCAGAGAGGUGAUUGUCGUGCCCAAAACCUCAGCUUCCACUGAUAACCCAUGGUUUGGUCUGGCCAAGUACGCCUGGUCAGGAUAUGUGUUAGAGUGUGCUAGCUGUGGUGUAAUCUACCGCAGCAGACAGUACUGGGUGGGAAACCAGGACCCUGAGAGCGGCGUGGUGAGAUCUGAGGUCAAGCACGUCUGGGAGGGGUCCGACACCUUCCUGACCAACCACCAGAACGCCGCUCAGAGGGUCCUUGAUGGGAUGAACUACGUGAUUCAGUCCGUGACAGAGUACAGCACCGGUCCCACCAAAGCUGUGGCUGCCUGGUUGACUGACCAGGUGGCACCUCCGUACUGGAGACCCAACACAGAGAUCACUAACUGUCACGGGUGUCAAAAGUUGUUCGAGGAGGCGGAAAGGAAGCAUCACUGUCGAUCCUGUGGCGAAGGCUUCUGCCACCCGUGCUCCAGCCACAGGAUGCCGGUGCCCGAGAGGGGCUGGGGCAGCAGUCCUGUCAGGGUGUGCAAGGCCUGCUACCGGCAGGGAGGUCCAGCUGACAGCAGCAGCGAGGUGUGUAAGGUGGAGCCUCGUGGUCUGAUCGCUCGCAGGGUGACGGAGGUGGCCCAGUCUACGCUGGACAUGGUCACCACAGCUGUGGACUACCCCAUCUGUUUUGUGAAGGACGUGGCUCGACCGGACUACUGGGUGCCGGACCAGAACAUCACCCAGUGCCACCAGUGCUCCAAAACCUUCACUGCAGUCAUGUCCAAGCACCACUGCAGGGCGUGCGGGCAGGGCGUGUGCGGCCCGUGCUCCACGCACGUCAAGCCCGUGCCCUCUCGGGGCUGGGACCACCCGGUCAGAGUGUGCGACAGCUGCCACGACCGCACGGACAGCCUGUGACCUUUUCAGCCAGGAAAACUUCUCAGAGUGCUCCCAGUCUUUAAAAACACUGUGAACCCUGGCACCGCUGCUCCGAGACGACGAGGAACGGGUCGACUUAACAUCUCUAAACAGCAGAACUGGACCGCUGCUUUUUUUUUGUGUGUGUGUGUGGAAAUGCUUCUCAGAUACUGACUGGGACGCGCUUUCCUUCUCAUCGUCCUUCCUCGAUCAUCAUCAGCAUCAUUCCUGAGGCAGAAAAACAACCGUCGAUCUCAGCCGCUUGGACAGUCUGGCUGCUUUCAAACUAACUGGACAAAUUGGCAAGCUGGGCGUUUUUUUUUUUUUUUCUAACUGACUGCUUUUAAAAAUUCAAACCUUCUCGUCCCCUUAAUUUUAAUCAUAGGAGCUUCUUGGACAGUUAAUUGCACUCGUGUGUAGUCUUCCUCGUUCACAGAUUUCUGUUUGCUCGUCCAUGCAGCGGGGCUGCCCGUUCUCACUCAAAGCUAAAGAGGACGAAAACAGCAUGUAAAAGGGAUGCGCUGGGAGCAGCGGAUUUAAAAUGACUUCAUCAAGCCACGGUCCUGGUGCUUGUGACCUAUAUGCAAGGCCUUUGGAAGAGUUUUAUUUUGAUCCUCCUCACAGCCUCCCUCUGGAUAUAUCACCUGCAGAUCCAGGCACAGAGGAAAAUAAAAAAACACGUUUCACAUAAAUGUAACUUGACGUGUUCCUGCGUUACUCAGGGCAGAAAAAGAGAGUUAGGGAAACACAAGCUGCAGCAGCGUGUGCCUUCGUGGGAAUCUCGACGCCCAUUUCUGUUACCCCCUUACGUGUUUUUUUUCUUCUUUUUUUUUUGAGUAAUGACAUUAUUUGUGCCUAAUCACAAAGCAGUGUAAUUUACGGCCUUGAUCCGGUCGCAUCUGCAGUACGGUGAAAUGGAUAGGGGGUAAAAUGUGUAGCUCAACACUUUUAAGACAUUCCAGUGUGUGGAAGUCCCUGUGUGUACUAACGCGGUUUUAACUUUCUGAGUUGAGCGUUGAACCAGUGAAGCUUCAGGAAGCUCUUAAAAUAAUAAAAGCACCGAAAGCUGACGUUUGGAGCUUCACUUCUAUUAAAGCACUUGGAAACAUAAAGCAGAAUAAAAACAUUAUUCAAACAUAUUUGUGAAAGGAGACAGGGCGAGGUUCUCUCUAACAUACUGGAUGCUUCAGUGCUGUUUGUCCUGUUUAGAGAUGACUGCUUACGUUUUAAUGAAGGUUUUUUCAAUCUAAUCUAGCAACUGACAAUCUUGAUUUUAUUAAUAAAUCAAAUAAAAAACAAAGAGUCACUUU
Messenger RNA from Mugil cephalus (flathead mullet), 3374 nucleotides. RefSeq names its product zinc finger FYVE domain-containing protein 1. Gene Ontology annotation, molecular function: metal ion binding. The record is from RefSeq and is a predicted model, not a curated record. Lineage: Eukaryota; Metazoa; Chordata; Actinopteri; Mugiliformes; Mugilidae.